AUGGACUCUCAAGGCGUUCGCUUGCGCGGUAGGCUCGGCAGUUCGUUCGGGGGAGCUUCGGUGCUGGAGCGACCGGGAUUGGACCAAUCAGGAGGAGCGGACGGCGCUCCGAAGACGGACGCCGGCGGAGAGAUGGGGCAGCUGAAGCAGCGGAUGCGGAACGGAGGGGGGGAUCGGUACCGCGUGCUUCUACUGGACCACGAGAAGCACACGGAGGAUGGAGUCGCGAAGGUGCUGCCAACAGUGGUUCCUUCAGUCACGGUGGACGACGCGCGGCGGGUGUUCAACGAGUCCAGAGAGCUGGGUCAGGGGCUCGUCUGCGUCGCCAUCAAGACUAAUGCGUUGUAUUGGGAUCGGUACUUGCGUCGUCGCGUAUCCAGGUUCGACAACCUGAAGUUCCAUCGGCCGCUCUCCGAGGCUCAGGUGUCUCCGAUCGCCGGGCAGACAGGGAGAAUCGAGGCUCUGUUGUUCGAGGUGAAGGACCGCGACCGCAUCGGCUAUGCGUCGGCUUCCAACAUCCGCGCGUUCUGCUGCUCUCCUGAGCUCGUUCAACGGACGGGAUGCAACCCUGGACACAUCAUCGUGCGGCCGAGAGACGGGGAUAACCAGUGGCCCCGCGUGGUGGAAAUUAACUUCAUUGGCAACGACACGGCGGUGGCGGUGGCGCCGUCGGAGAUCCACAUCACGGCGCCCGGCAUGUACUACCUGUGGUUCGUCAUCUGCGACAAGAGCCUCGCUGGCGUGGCCGUCACGGGCACGACCAUCUGGAAGAACCCGGGCGGGUAUCUGCCCGGCAUGAUGAUGCCUUACCUCAACUUCUACGCGCUCAUGUCCAUGGCGUAUCUGGUGCUGGGCGUGGUGUGGUUCAUGCAGUACGCGCGCUUCUGGCGCGACAUCCUGCAGCUGCAGAACUGCAUCACGGCCGUCAUCGCGCUUUCCAUGCUCGAGAUGGCCACCUGGUACUUCGACUACGUCAACUUCAACGCCGGCGGCUUCCGCCCCUACGGGACCACCAUCUGGGCCGCCACGCUCGGCGCGCUGCGCAAGGCGGUGUCGCGCGUGCUGGUGUUGAUUGUCGCGAUGGGGUAUGGCGUGGUGCGGCCGACGCUGGGCGGGCUGUCAGGAAAGGUUAUGGCUUUGGGUGCAGGUUACUUCUGUGCAGUGGAGCUGCUGGACGUGAUGCAGAACGUGGGCGCCAUCGACGACCUGAACAGCAGCGAGCGCCUCUUCCUCGUGCUGCCUGUCGCUGUGCUCGACGCCAUCUUCAUCCUCUGGAUCUUCUCCUCGCUCUCCAAGACUCUCUCGCUGCUGCAGACGAAGCGCACAGGGUCGAAGCUGGAGCUGUACCGUAAGUUCACCAACGGCAUGGCUCUGGCCGUGCUGGUCUCUGUAGCCUGGAUCGCAUACGAGAUGUAUGUGCGGCUGUCGGACCCGUACAAUGAGAGGUGGGAGGCGGAUUGGAUCACGGGGUGCUUCUGGCACCUGCUGCAGUUCGUGCUGCUCUGCGCCAUCUGUGUGCUCUGGGCGCCCUCCCUCAACUCCACCAGAUACGCAUAUUCGGAGGAUGCUCCAGAGGAUGAUGAUGACGUGGCGCUUACGUCAGCAUCAGUGGCUUCAGCGAAAGCAGAGCCAGGGUCUGCAGCAGAGAAGAAGCCGAUAAACACGGAUGUGUCUGUAGCAACCCUGACCACAUCCGCGUUAUUGUCAUCAAGUGGCGAUGGUGCCACCACUGCAGCCACUGCUGCCGAUCCCGCUACAGCACCAGCAGACACUGAUGAUGAAUCCUCUGCCGUAUCAGAGCAGGUAUCGGAGGACGAUCUGACGCCAGCCAAGGUGGUGGAGCUCUUGGAUCGCCACAUUGUGGGGCAGGCUCAGGCCAAGCGAGCCGUUGCCAUCGCCCUGCGCAACAGGUGGCGGCGGAAGCGCAUUAGUGGUUCCAUGAGGGACGAGGUGGUUCCCAAGAACAUCCUCAUGGUCGGCCCCACCGGCUGUGGGAAAACCGAGAUCGCCCGGCGCCUUGCCAAGCUCAUCCAUGCGCCCUUUGUCAAGGUAGAAGCCACCAAGUUCACGGAGGUGGGCUUUCACGGGCGGGACGUGGACCAGAUCAUUCGAGACCUGCUGGAGAACGCCAUUCAGCUGCAGCGGCAGAAGGCUCGGGCCAAGGCGGCGAAGGAGGUGGAGGAGGUGGUGGAGAGCAAGAUUCUAGACCAUCUGCUGGGCGCGCUACAGCCGGGCGCAACACCCCCUUCCAGGGAGACCUUUCGUCUGCUGUACAGGGAGGGGGUGUUGGACGACAGGCGAGUGCACAUGGAGCUGCCUGACGCCGCUCCCUCGGGUGGUCUGGGCGGGUUCGCCAUCGACAUGUCGGGCGCUGCAGGGCUCAACGUGCACGACUUUGUGCAGAGGAUGGAGCGAGUGGUGAAGGGGGCACGGAGGGAGAAGAAGGAUUUGACAGUGGCGGAGGCGAGGGCAGCGCUGACCGACGCAGAGAUGGAGAAACGCCUGUCGUCUGAAUCGCUCGUGAAGGACGCCAUUCAGGCAACGGAGUCAGAGGGCAUAGUGUUCAUAGACGAGAUAGACAAGAUCGUGCACUCCAGCGACACGCGGCAUGGUGCCGAUGCGAGUGCUGAGGGUGUUCAGCGCGACCUGUUGCCCAUCAUUGAGGGCAGUGUGGUAUCCACCAAGCACGGCAACGUCAACACGGAUCACAUUCUCUUCAUCGCUAGUGGUGCCUUCACUGCGUGCCGCCCCUCCGACAUGCUGGCAGAGCUGCAAGGCCGCCUGCCCAUAAGGGUGGAGCUCAAAGGGCUGACCAGAGAGGAUCUGUACCGCAUUCUCACAGAGCCCGAGGCGAACAUGAUUCGGCAGCAGCAGCUGCUGAUGGCCACGGAGGGGGUUGAGCUUGUAUUCACCGAGUCUGCCAUCCGGGAGGCUGCCGCCAUGGCUGCUGAGAUCAAUCACACGCUGGACAACAUUGGUGCAAGAAGGUUGCACACGGUGUUGGAGCGGGUGGUGGAGGACAUCAGCUUCCACGCGCCCGAGAGGAAGGGGGAGACAUGCGUGGUGGAUCAAGAGGAUGUUCGACGGCCGCUGGGUGACUUGCUGCAGAAGGUUGAUGUCUCUAAGUUCAUCCUGUAG
Molecule: messenger RNA, 3138 nt
Organism: Closterium sp. NIES-65
Lineage: Eukaryota; Viridiplantae; Streptophyta; Zygnematophyceae; Desmidiales; Closteriaceae
Source: the annotation of a GenBank genome assembly